Messenger RNA from Penicillium paradoxum, 2082 nucleotides. Its product is annotated as citrin. Gene Ontology annotation, molecular function: L-aspartate transmembrane transporter activity; calcium ion binding; L-glutamate transmembrane transporter activity. The coding region runs from base 1 to 2082 and encodes 693 amino acids. The record is from RefSeq and is a predicted model, not a curated record. The transcript is spliced from 2 exons. Gene Ontology annotation, biological process: malate-aspartate shuttle; aspartate transmembrane transport; L-glutamate transmembrane transport. NCBI's taxonomy places the organism in Eukaryota, Fungi, Ascomycota, Eurotiomycetes, Eurotiales, Aspergillaceae.
AUGGCUAGUGUCAAGGACAGCGUGAAAGAGCAGCUCUUGGGCAGCACAGAGUCGCCUCAGUUGUCACACCAAUCGCGUUCGAAUUUCGUUCGUCAUGCGCAAAAGGACGAGAAUGGCGACCUGUUCAUGACUCAGGAGGACUUCAUUAAUGCCGUGGCACCCAAGCAGGAAGACUAUCACAAGAUUAAGCGCGAACAAUAUGGUGUCCUGUUCAACGUGGCAGACCGGCGGAGAGCCGGCAAGCUGAACCUCGCCGACUGGGCGACUUUUGAAAACCUCCUUGCGAAGCCCGACGCCGAGUACGAGAUCGCCUUCCGUCUCUUCGACUUCGAUGGAACGGGAACUGUCAAAUUCGACGCCGUGGAGGGAUUAUAUAACCUCAACAAGAGUGCCGAUAGCAUUCCUUUCGAUUGGCACUCAGAAUGGGCCUCGCUGUACGGAGGCCGCUCCAAGAGUCGCCAUGACAUGACCUACCCUCAAUUCGCCCAGAUGCUGCGCGGUCUGCAGGGUGAACGUAUUCGACAGGCUUUCCACACCUUUGAUAAGGACGGCGAUGGCUUUAUCCAACCGGAAGAAUUCCAGCGCAUUAUCCUCGAGACCUCAAAACACAAGCUGUCGGACCAUGUCCUCGAGAACCUUCCCACCCUGUGCAAUAUCUCGACCAGCAACCGUAUUUCCUAUGCCAACGUUCGUGCUUUCCAGAACGUCAUGCGCGAAAUGGAUAUCAUUGACUUGGUUGUGGGCGAGGCUACAAAGAAGAGCAAGGAUGGCAAGAUCACUCGCGCCGACUUCUUGGACGAGGCCGCUCGCGUCACUCGCUUCUCCCAGUUCACCCCCAUGGAGGCCGAUAUUCUGUUCCACUUCGCUGGCCUGGAUGCACCCUCGGGGCGUCUUUCGCAGAAAGACUUUGCAAAGGUCAUUGACGCCUCAUGGCGUAUCCCUGUGAUGGCUGCUGGCCAAAUUGCCUCUGCUGGACAGGAGGUUGCGGAGAAGACCAAGAGCGUGCUCCACAGCGUUUUGGAGUCUGCACACCACUUUGGUCUUGGUAGUAUUGCGGGUGCUUUCGGUGCUUUCAUGGUUUACCCCAUUGACCUGGUCAAGACCCGCCUGCAAAAUCAGCGUUCUAGUCGCCCCGGCGAAAGACUGUACAACAACUCCAUCGAUUGCGCUAGGAAGGUUAUCCGCAAUGAGGGUUUCACCGGUCUGUACUCCGGUGUCAUUCCUCAAUUGAUUGGUGUGGCGCCCGAGAAGGCUAUCAAGCUCACUGUGAACGAUCUCGUUCGCGGCUUCUUCACAGACAAGGAUACUCACAGGAUCAAGUACAUCCAUGAGGUUUUGGCCGGUGGAACUGCAGGUGCUUGUCAAGUUGUCUUCACCAACCCCCUCGAGAUUGUCAAGAUCCGUCUGCAGGUGCAGGGUGAAAUUGCGAAGAACGUGGAGGGUGUCCCUCGCCGCUCAGCCCUGUGGAUUGUCAAGAACCUGGGUCUGAUGGGCCUGUACAAGGGAGCUAGCGCCUGUCUCCUCCGCGAUGUUCCCUUCUCUGCUAUCUACUUCCCCACCUACGCCCACUUGAAGUCCGACUUCUUCGGCGAAACCGCCACCAACAAGCUGGGCGUCCUCCAGCUCCUCACUGCCGGUGCUAUUGCUGGUAUGCCCGCCGCCUACCUGACCACCCCCUGCGACGUCAUCAAAACCCGUCUGCAGGUCGAAGCUCGCAAGGGUGAUACCAAGUACACUGGCCUUCGUCACUGUGCUUCCACCAUCUGGAAAGAGGAGGGUCUGGCUGCCUUCUUCAAGGGUGGACCCGCCCGUAUCAUGCGUUCUUCACCUCAAUUCGGUUUCACCUUGGCCGCCUACGAAGUCCUGCAGAAGGCUCUCCCUAUGCCCGGUGAGGGCGAUGCCAUCACACCCACAGGCCAUGUGGAGCCUGGUGUCGGCGGACAGGGUGCUAAGGCCCCCCUGCCUUAUCUCCGUUCAAGGAACGCUCUCAAGCUCAUCCUUGAUCUUGACCAGAACAUCGGCCGGGUGCAGGUCCCGCGGCCCGAGAACUGGCCCAAGUUCCUCCAGGGCUCACAAAAGUGA